Penicillium daleae is the source of this 759-nucleotide messenger RNA. RefSeq names its product SH3 domain-containing protein. Lineage: Eukaryota; Fungi; Ascomycota; Eurotiomycetes; Eurotiales; Aspergillaceae. Gene Ontology annotation, molecular function: protein binding. Gene Ontology annotation, biological process: protein transport to vacuole involved in ubiquitin-dependent protein catabolic process via the multivesicular body sorting pathway. Gene Ontology annotation, cellular component: ESCRT-0 complex. The transcript has 4 exons. The record is from RefSeq and is a predicted model, not a curated record. Bases 1 to 759 code for a protein of 252 amino acids.
AUGGCGAGCGAGUUCCAGUCCGCCAUGACCAUCCGGUCGCUCCGCAUACUCAAGAAUGAGCUGGAGUUUCUCGCCGACUCGUCCGUGAUCAAACCCGAUCAGCUCAAUGCUAUCCUCGCACAACUGCCCACUGAGACCGACGCCCGCGCCGCGGCCGCGCGCCAGAACCAAACACCCCCAUCACCAUUGCAGAUUCAGCCCCUGCCUCAACCGGUUCAAGCGCAACCUCCUCCAGCCCCAUACUCGCCCCCGGUUUCGCAGACGUCGAAUGUCCCGUUGAACGAAAAGACUCCUGUGUAUAAUCAAUACGCCACCCCUCCUCCGCAGGCACCACCCGCAUACCCUCAGGCCGCCACCGCGCCGUCUCUGGGCGUCGCCUCAGCGAUGUGGGCAUACACUCCAACUGAUAAUGGCGAUCUGGCGCUGGCGCCGAAUGACCGAAUCCUGGUUCUGGAGCAUAUGAAUGCUGACUGGUGGCGUGGUCACAAUGAGCGUACCGGCGAGGAGGGUAUCUUCCCCAAGAGUUAUGUCAAGCCACUUGAUGAGAAAGCAGGAAUUUACACGCCGCCCCCGCCUACCAGUUAUGGAAAUAUGCCUUUGGCUGUUAGCCAGAGUGGAUCUGGCCCAACUUCCAAUGAUCCCGAGCAGAAGAGCAAGUUUGAGCAGAAUGGCAAGAAGUUUGGCAAGAAAUUGGGUAAUGCAGCAAUCUUCGGUGCUGGUGCUACUGUCGGCUCCAACAUCGUGAACAGUAUUUUCUAA